AUAGACAGGCACCACUUCCCUUGAGGAUUCACUAGGUGAGGAGCUCCCUAGGAACAGCUCGAUCCACUCAUGAACCCAUACCACCAGCGGGAUCAUUUUCUGGAAAUAGACAAGAAAAACUGCUGUGUGUUCCGGGAUGACUUCAUUGCCAAUGUGCUGCCACCGGUUUUGGGGCUGGAGUUUGUGUUCGGCCUCCUGGGCAAUGGCCUUGCCCUUUGGAUUUUCUGUUUCCACCUCAAAUCCUGGAAAUCCAGCCGGAUUUUCCUGUUCAACUUGGCCGUGGCUGACUUUCUCUUGAUCAUCUGCCUACCGUUCCUGACGGACAACUAUGUGAGGAAGUGGGACUGGAGGUUUGGGGACAUCCCUUGCCGGAUCAUGCUCUUCAUGCUGGCCAUGAACCGCCAGGGCAGCAUCAUCUUCCUCACGGUGGUGGCGGUAGACAGGUAUUUCCGGGUGGUCCAUCCCCACCAUGCUCUGAACAAGAUCUCCAAUCGAACAGCAGGCAUCAUCUCCUGCCUCUUGUGGGGUGUCACCAUUGGACUGACAGUUCAUCUCCUGGGCCAGAAGAGGUUGAUCAGGAAUGGCAAUGCGAAGUUGUGCAGCAGCUUUAGCAUCUGCCAUACCUUCAGGUGGCACGAUGCGAUGUUCCUCCUGGAGUUCUUCUUGCCCCUGGGCAUCAUCCUGUUCUGCUCAGCCAGAAUCAUCUGGAGCCUGAGGCAGCGACAAAUGGAUAAGCACGCCAAGAUCAAGAGGGCCAUUAACUUCAUCAUGGUGGUGACAAUUGUCUUUGUUGUCUGCUUCCUGCCCAGUGUCGCUGUGCGCAUACGUAUUUUCUGGCUCCUGCGCACUAUGGGUACAAAGAACUGUGACAUCUAUCGCUCGAUUGACCUUGCGUUUUUCAUCACCCUCAGCUUCACCUACAUGAACAGCAUGCUGGACCCUUUGGUGUACUACUUCUCCAGCCCAUCUUUUCCCAACUUCAUCUCCACCUUGAUCAACCGCUGCCUCCGGAAGAAGAUGCCGGAUGAGCCAGUUAAUAACCAGAGCACAAGCGUCUAGCUCACGGGGGAACUGAGUAUUGCUAGGAGUGUUCCAGACGCUUUAAUCGCUGACCCCAGUGAGCCAUGGAGCCCCUCCUAUCUGACUCUGGCCUCUCAUUAAAUAACCAAGCCAAGAAAAGAGGUUGUCACCAAGAACCAAGAUCUCUGGAGAAACAGUUUGGCUGGUGCACAGAGUAACGACAUCAGACUUGGCUUGAGGUUUCCUAGAACGUCCAGAUUCAGAGAAUCCGAUUUAGAGAAGUGGUGUGGCAGAGUGGGCUGCUUGGUUGCAGAGUGUCACCACAGAAAUCUUGGGGGAACGGAGGAUAGAGCUUCUAGGCAUCUGAAACUUCUGCCUAACCUUGGACACUUGCAGAACUGAAGAUGGCAAAACUGUCCACCCUUCUGCCGAGCAGAGUCAGAGCUACAGGAGACGCCCAUCAGCACCUGCGAUUCACUGGCCUCUUUCCUUCACCUGCCUGAGCCUUGGAUGGUUCUCAGCUCCUGGGGUCAUAUCUAGCCUGUGUGUGGGCUCUAGUUGGGACAAGGAGAGUGAAGUGAUUGGAGGGGAGUUCUGGCUCCUGGAAGAAGCCCAGGCAUCAUUAGACAAGGCAGUAGGUCACCUGGGUUCCGUGGGACCAAUUCAUCUUUCAGCCAAGCUUUAGCAGAAACAGUCUAGACGGAGAGACUCCCGAGCUGUGGUGAAUAUCUGAGUUUCGAGCGGUGGUAAGAAGGAGAUUAUCCCUGGGAGGGAUGGGGCAAAACAGUAUUUCUGAGGGAAACUGUUACAACUAAUCCAUUCCUCUGCACUGAUUUGAAAGUUGAACAAUUGAAAAGGCUUCAGGGAAGAGAGCUCCUUCCCACUUGUGUUUGGUUUUAUUGUUAAAAGGGAAAUGCUGCCCAAUGGUUGGGCGGGGGGGAGCUUCCUCCCGGUUCGUUUGCUUGUGUUUCUGUACUUAUAAGAAACUUACCACUUCAAUAAACUUUUAUAUGAGACAAG
Molecule: messenger RNA, 2040 nt
Organism: Equus quagga
Lineage: Eukaryota; Metazoa; Chordata; Mammalia; Perissodactyla; Equidae
Gene: HCAR2
Product: hydroxycarboxylic acid receptor 2
Exons: 1
Coding region: 70-1059 (329 amino acids)
Biological process (GO): G protein-coupled receptor signaling pathway
Cellular component (GO): membrane
Molecular function (GO): G protein-coupled receptor activity
Source: RefSeq, a predicted model, not a curated record